UUAGCAUGUUAGCAGUGUUGCUAAAAACAUUGAAGAGCACAGUUGUAAACAACGUCUGCGACAUUUGAUACCUGUGCCUAUGAGACGGUGUGUGAGUUAAGGGACAUAUUUGUUAUUUUAUCUCUUUGCAAACAUUUAUAAAAUAGUGUUGUAAACUUUAGCAUACGCUAGCCUGUUUUAAUAACAGUAAGUUAACGUUAAGUCAGCGUAGGGCUUGCUUAUCCAAAAUGGAUGACAGCAAGAUGAUGGGUGGAAAAAUCAAGAAACCAGGAAAGCGUGGCCGGAAGCCUGCCAAAAUCGACUUGAAGGCCAAGUUGGAGAGAAGCCGGCAGAGUGCCAGGGAGUGCCGAGCCCGGAAGAAGCUGCGCUACCAGUAUUUAGAGGAGCUGGUGUCCAGCAAGGAGCGGGCCAUCUGUGCCCUCAGAGAGGAGCUUGAAAUGUACAAGCAGUGGUGCUCAGCCAUGGACCAAGGCAAAAUCCCGUCAGAGAUCAAAGCUCUUCUUACAGGCGACGAUCAGAAGAUGCCACAGAGCUCCAGCACCAAAACGCCAAAGAACGGAAAAUACAACUCCAGCGGCAACAGCCAGAGCAAAUCGGCCUAAAACCAGAAGUCUGGAUCAUGAGCGCUUGUGAGAAAGUGUAGCCUCCUCUAUGAUGGGGGACUUGAACUGUGUAAAGGCCAAAUUAUCAGCUGCUGUUCCCUCCCAGGACACAGUCACAGUCUUUCCAGUGCAUUACUAUAUUGCCUUACAAAUCUACUCCUUUCAGCUUACAAGUGACCCCGAUAGGUACAGUCAGAAUUGGAAAUCAUGAUUACAGCAGUGGGUAACCCCAUGCUAUCAUGUUCAUCAUCACGUUUAAUUAAACCCUUGUGUUUCUGCUCUUGUACUGUAUAUGUGAGAUGCUCAGACAUACUGCAAAUUUAUAGCUUUGUUGUAACAUCAUAGGGAAAGUACUGAGCAAAUGUAAUGUUGUUCACAUCUGUUUCUGGUUUCUUAUUCUUUGAGGACUGACAUGUUUCUAAAUGUGACAAAUCUCCGGAUUAACUCUUGACCAUUUCACAUUCUUUGUUCUCAAACUCCUUUAUCCGUGCAUAUGGACUUCAUUAUUAUGGCAUUUUGGCGAAACAUAGCUCUUUGUUACAUAGUGUGGACAUAUGUAGGCCCUGUGCAAUUACUUGCGUAUUAAGAGAUAUUUGUUUUGUAAUGUGGUGGCAGUAGAGCAGAAUUAUGUUAAUUUGGUGAAAUCAUUUCUGGGCUUUCCCACCAUUUUCUUUCAUGUGAAUAUCUGUAUGUAAAUUGUUCUACGUUGAAGCAUAUUUUAUUUUUGUAAAUAUUUAUUUGUUUACCCUAAUACUAUUUACUAGGUUGAAAGUGACUUUUCAGAUCUUCUUAUCUUGUUUCCUAACCAGUGUUUUGCACUUAACACUGCCCCUGUUAUCCCCAAACAAAGAUAUCUAUUGAAGAUGUCUUUACCCUAGAAAAUCAAGUGAAAUUCUUGCUUUGGAUAAUGAUAAUGCACUUUAAGUACCACUGAGGUGGUUUGUGGGAAGCAGAGUGGCUAAUUUUGUCAGGUAUUGGAUAAAUGAAGGUUUAUAUUAUGUACAGUUUCAUUCUUAUUUAAUACUUGGAUAGCAAAUAUACAUAAAAGCACUUUGAUCUUUUAGUUGUUGCUCUGAACUCUUAAGAAUAUUAUUGUUGUUAUAAAUUGCUGUACUGUUUUUAAGUUUGGUUUGAGGACUUCUGUAGAAUUGCUUAUACGUUAUGUUAUUCCUUUCUUCAAGUUAAAUAAGGGCAACAUUUCAGUUGCAGUUUUUGCUUUAAAAGGCAUUGUGAAGACUACAAUCAUUAGUUCACCUAAUAAAUCAGUUUAUAUUUUUCAGUUCAACUCUUCAUACAUUUAGCUUUUCUAUGUAUAAUAUUGACCAUCUCAUGUAAAUGAAGUGGUUGGCAUUUUUUGAGUUACUUUGUGCUGAAAAAAGCCUUAUGUGGACAGAAUGUGAGAGACAAUGUACAGAAACAGUAUGUGGAAAUGGAGGGGGGGGGGGGGGGUCAUGGACACUUAGAAAAACGUAUUUGGAUGUAGAAAUACGGCAUCAAGCAAUUGUGGCUAAGUCAGUUGUUGUGAGAAAUUGUUUUGGUUAUGGCAAGUAUGGCUUGGAAUGAGCCCUGUGGUUCAGCUCAAGAAGGGUAAAUCAUUCCUUUCAGAACUCUCUUCUGAUUGGACACAUCAGUUCUGUUCUAUGACUCAGAUUGUUACUCAAUGCCAAUAAAGUGCAUUACAGGCAUUGUGUAAUGAUGUGCAUUUCCCAGCUUUCACAAGCGCAAAUUAUCGGCACGCCGUAUGUCUGCACAUGCUGCUUUUAGAAGUUGGCUCCCUUCUAAAAAAAACUACAAAAACCUUUUUAUCAGAUGUACACAUGUUGAACAGAGUUAAUUGUUGAUUGUAUUUUUGAUGUGUCUAUUUACUUUUAUCUGCAGAAUCGGAGAUAUUGCAUAUUUGUAUGGGCAGAGAUAUAUUUUUUAUAUAGCGGGUGGAUUUUACCUUGGUGCCGGGAGCACAAAUUGUCCAUGUUUGCGUAAUGCUGGAAACUGUUGACGUACAAAUGGAAAGCUACAACAUGGAUUUACUGACAUUAAAGAAAUAAGCUACCGAAA
Molecule: messenger RNA, 2657 nt
Organism: Alosa sapidissima (American shad)
Lineage: Eukaryota; Metazoa; Chordata; Actinopteri; Clupeiformes; Clupeidae
Gene: crebl2
Product: cAMP responsive element binding protein-like 2
Exons: 3
Coding region: 228-602 (124 amino acids)
Biological process (GO): regulation of DNA-templated transcription
Cellular component (GO): nucleus
Molecular function (GO): DNA-binding transcription factor activity
Source: RefSeq, a predicted model, not a curated record